UACAACAAUCAAUUUAACGAGAACAAAACUACUCCUAAAGGUGGUGAAAAAUGGAAAAAGCACAUCUAACAAACGGACACGCUGUUUUUAUGCACGAUACUUACAGGAAGAGCUCAACCUGUAGGAGGACUUGCAGAAAAAUAAAGAAUGUCAUAUUAAACAAUUUGCUUCUGUUUUCUACAAUACUUGGUGUUGGUGUUGGUUUUAUCGUUGGGUUUGCAGUACGUGAGACGCAUCCUUCUGAAAAUGCACUGAUGUGGUUAGGUUUGCCUGGGCAGCUGUACCUCCGGCUGUUGAAAAUGAUGAUAGUGCCACUGAUCUCCUGCAGUGUCAUCUGUGGUACGUCAGCGCUGGACCCAAAGGCAAACGGAAAGAUAAGCUUGAUAGCGUUUAUUUUUAUCAUAUCUACUAAUGCUUUCGGCUCCGCCCUUGGUGUAGGGACAAUAUACAUGUUUAACCCUGGGAAAGAUGGUGUAAGACACGGUGAACCUAGUGUGGAAGGGACGAUGCAAACACAGGAUAUUCUAGCUGAUCUGUUUAGAAACAUUGUACCAGAUAAUUUGUUUAAAGCGGCCUUUUCACAGACACAGACCAAGUAUUAUGUCAGGUAUAAAUCCGUACAGGUUAAUGGCACAGAUGGACUGAAGAACGAAACUGCAAGAGAAGUUACAAAGUAUUUAGGAAGUAUGGACAAUGCUAAUAUAAUUGGAUUGAUAUUUGCCUGUACACUUAUCGGUCUAGCAGCAGCCAGUCUGAAAGAGAAGGGCAAGCCAUUCAUGAACUUCAUACAAUCUGUAUCUGACACUGUCAUUGUAGUGGUACGAUGGUUUAUGUGGACGACACCCGUUGGUGUUAUAAGCCUAAUUGCCGUGUCUAUAGCUAGUAUAGGGAGUGUUGAAGAUGUUUUUGCUCAACUUGGACUCUUCAUUGCAGCUGUCACUGUGGGAAUAACUCUGCAACAGCUCGUUCUUAUGGCGGCCAUAUACUUCGCAUUCACACGAAAAAAUCCUUACAAGUUUCUUUUAAGUACGGCAAGGCCAUGGAUGAUAUCUUUUGCAUCAACAAGCACUGCAGUAGCGAUCCCAGAAAUGAUGGCUGUGUGUGAAGAGAAGAAUAGAAUUGACAAGAGGAUUUCAAGGUUCGUAGUUCCGUUCAGUGUAACGAUCAGCUGCAACGGCAGCGCCUUGUAUAUCUCUGGAGCAACGAUGUUCAUUGCAAACCUUACAGGGACAGAUCUUACAUUUGGAGACGUUCUAUUAAUUUGGUUACUGGUAACGGUAGCAGCUAUGGCUAUUCCACCAGUUCCAAGUGCAAGUAUAAUGACAACUAUUAUGAUUUUGACAUCAAUGAAUAUUCCUGUGGACGACAUCGCUCUACUUUUAGCUAUAGAAUGGUAUCUGGACAGAAUACGCACCACAAGCAGUGUCGUAAGCCACUGUUCAUGCGCAGCUGUUGUUUGGAGCAUGUGUAAGAAAGAUUUAAAACAUAUUGAUGAAAAGAAUCGUCAAAUGCACCGUAACGAAACGGAUUUAACACUUGUCAUGGGUGAUUCGGAAGAAGUCAGAGUUGAAAAUGGAAAAAUAGUAAAUGGAUUUGGCAAACAUGGAAAAGAUCAAGAGAAUAGUGACUCCUAUUCAAUAUCACAUGAGUCGUCAUGUUCUUAAAUGACUAUAAUUGUGAUUAUUAAAUAUUAACACUCAAAGGUACAGGAAUAGUAGUAACCAGUUUACUGCUUUUUUCAACUUGACAUAUGCUUUAUAUAUAUAUGUUGGCUAACAGUUAAUUCAGCAGUUAAAUUGAGUGAACGACAGUGUGAAGCCUACGAGGACUCAUAAACGAGUUUGUUAGUGUUCUACAAUUCUUUAUAACGUUUACUGCCAACGUUAAUACAUGGUCGUGUCAUUGUCAAUAAAAGAUAUUAUCUUCAAAUCUAAUGAGUUUCUAAAUACGUGUUUUUAUCAUACUAUAUUGGACAACAAUUUGACGCAUUGAUUACAUUUGCAUUUAGAAAAAAUGCUCGUGUUAUAACAUCCCGCGAACAGACUCGGUCAUGCCAAGUCUAUAGCUAUAGCUUUGCUGAUAGUAAAAGAUCUA
Messenger RNA from Mercenaria mercenaria, 2094 nucleotides. RefSeq names its product excitatory amino acid transporter-like. Gene Ontology annotation, cellular component: plasma membrane. Gene Ontology annotation, biological process: L-glutamate transmembrane transport. The record is from RefSeq and is a predicted model, not a curated record. Gene Ontology annotation, molecular function: neutral L-amino acid transmembrane transporter activity; glutamate:sodium symporter activity; L-glutamate transmembrane transporter activity. Lineage: Eukaryota; Metazoa; Mollusca; Bivalvia; Venerida; Veneridae. The transcript is spliced from 10 exons. Bases 51 to 1664 code for a protein of 537 amino acids.